Closterium sp. NIES-67 is the source of this 4237-nucleotide messenger RNA. The record is from the annotation of a GenBank genome assembly. NCBI's taxonomy places the organism in Eukaryota, Viridiplantae, Streptophyta, Zygnematophyceae, Desmidiales, Closteriaceae.
AACGAAUGACUAGAACCAUGGCAUACAAGGGAAUAUAACCUAGUGGGUUGUACUCUUUAAGGCACAACCUUGUGAGAUAUCCCAGUGGAGACACUCGCACGAUUCGAGAAGGACGUGAAGCGAACCGACACCGGGUUCCUGGCGAUAGCAACAGAGGUGGAAACCGACGGAGAGAAGACAGCGGAACCUCCAGGAAAAAUCAAGGAAUUACUAAAGGAGUUCCAAGACAUUCUCCCCGACGACCUCCCGAACGAGCUACCGCCAUACCGAACACACCAACAUGAGAUCGUGGAGGAACCAGGUUCGAAGCCGACCUUCCGAGCACCAUAUCGGCUCAGCCCGACCGAGCUAGCCGACAUGAAAAAGCAGAUCGAGUAUCUCCUCGCCAAAGGGCUCAUCCGACCAUCCACUUCGCCAUACGGUGCCCCAGUACUCUUCACACCGAAACCGGACGGGAGCCUGCGCAUGUGCAUCGACUACCGAGCUCUCAACAAGCAGACCAUCAAGAAUAAGUAUCCUAUACCACGAAUCGAUGACCUGCUUGACCAGCUUCGGGGAGCUACGGUAUUUUCCAAACUGGAUUUGCGAUCUGGAUACUGGCAGAUACGGAUGGCGGACAACUCUAUCCAUAAAACUGCUUUCCGAACUCGGUACGGAUCGUACGAGUAUUUGGUCAUGCCGUUCGGACUCACCAACGCACCGGCAACAUUCCAAGCUGAGAUGAACCGCAUCCUACGCCCACUUUUGGACGAGUGCGUGGUAGUAUACCUGGACGCCAUCCUCAUCUACUCGCGCGACAUGAAGCAGCACGUCGAACACCUACGACGCAAACACCAAGAAGCCAUGGAGGAGCUCAAACAAGCACUCACGUCCGCACCAGUACUUAUCUUGCCAGACCCCGAACACGACUACGCUAUCGAAGCUGACGCCAGCGACCAGGCAGUGGGAGCAGUCUUGAUGCAAGACCAAGGGAAUGGACUGCAACCAAUCGCCUACCUCAGUAAGAAACUGCAUGGGGCAGAACUGAACUACCCGAUACACGACAAAGAGGCCCUGGCUAUCAUCAUCGCCUUCAAAACGUGGAGAUGCUAUCUCGAAGGACGCAAGACAACAGCCUACACCGACCAUUGCAGCCAAAAAUAUUUGAAGACGCAACCAAACCUCUCCAGGCGACAGGUUCGGUGGAUCGACUUCCUCGACACGCACUUCCACUACGACAUCGUGUACAAGCCUGGCCAUAAAAACAAGGCAGACGCUCUAAGCCGGCCUGCACACGUCACCGCUAUCCAGGAUGAGGGGAUGAAUCCACUACUCAAGGGACUCUUCACACAUGGUGUAACGGGGUCGUACUCUCACAUGACCGGUAUUGCAAAACACUACUACUGGCCCCACUUGGCAGACGAUCUUCAGAAAUUCGUCACGUCUUGUGAUACGUGCCAACAGAUGAAGAGCAGCAAACAGAAGAAGGCGGGACUACUGCAGCCUCUUCCUGUCCUAGAACAACCAUGGCAAGUGGUUAGCCUGGAUUUCAUCACCGGGUUACCACCUACCACCACUGGGCAUGACGCGAUUCUCAUCGUCAUCGACAAGUUCUCCAAAACGGGACACUUCAUCCCGACACACAUGACAGCACGCACCGAGGAGACAGCACAACUCUUCGUACGCUACAUCAUCUUACAACAUGGCAUCCCAACCACUCUCAUCUCCGACCGAGACCCCAAGUUCACCAGCAAAUUCUGGAAGGAACUAAUGUCUCUGCUCGGGACCAAACUCGCCAUGUCGUCCGCUUACCAUCCGCAGACAGACGGACAGACCGAGCGCCUCAACCAGAUUGUUGAGCAGCUCCUCCAUGCAGCCUGCAAGGACGAGAUCUCCAAAUGGGACUUGCACCUGCCCAUACUAGAGUUCACUUACAACAACGCUACACAUGCCACUACCAGACAGACGCCGUUCUUCCUCUGCUACGGACGCCACCCACCCACACCACAGAAAACGACAAUAUCAGCAACAGUCCAACUUGCACACGACUUCAUCACAACCAUGCAUCAGCUUUGGGAUCGGACCCACAAGCGCCUCCUUGACAUCCAGCAGCAACAGAAGCGCCAGGCCGAUCGCCAUCGCAACGACCACACCAUCACAGUGGGAGACCAAGUGCUUCUCGACACCCGUAACCUGGACAUCAACCACCUCCCAUCUAAACUCCAACCUCGCUUCUGCGGACCUUUUCUCGUUGAAGCACAGGUCACUCCUGUUACCUUCCGCUUACGCCUGCCAGCUACCUGGAAGAUUCACAACGCCUUCCAUGUCCAACUUCUGAAGCCCUAUCAGGAUCCGAACACGAUCUUCGUCGGACGCCAACCGCCGCCGCCGCCACCCGUCCUCGUCCAGAAUGAACCCGAGUACGAGGUCGAGUCCGUGCUUGCACACCGACGUCGUCGGAAUGGCACCGUGGAGCUUUUUAUUUGUUGGAAAGGUUAUGAUCCUUCCGAGGACAGCUGGGUACCUGAGUCCGACAUGGGUAACGCCCGUCGUUCUCUGCAUGACUACCUUCGGAACCAGCCAUCCCGUUUCGAAUCCGGCGCCGCGGUUCACAAGCCCGACUCGCUCGCCGCGGCGCUGCUCGACCCGACGACGAAUCUCGGCAGCCGCAUCCGGCGCUCUGGCCUGUCGAGCUUCACUCCCGCGGAGCAACAGCUGCUGCUGUCCGCGCUCCAGCAGGAGGUGCAGGGCUCGCUCUUCCCCCCCGCGCCGUCCCUCGUGGGGGGACGCGGCGUCGGAGGCUCCCCGCGCGGCUCUCCCGGCGGGGACUCCCUCGGGGGGAGGCCCCGCCGAAGCACUCACCGGAAAUCCGCGUCGUUUUCCGCCGCCGUCGCCGCGGGGUAUCCGCGCAGCCGCAGCUAUCCGUCGGAGGGGGACGAGACCGGCGCGCGCACGCCACACCAACAUCUGGUUUCCAGCGGAGGCCGGCACAAUUCCGAGCCUGACGUGGCCGCAAUGAUGGAAACUGGCGGUGACGGCGGCGCUGGCGCUGGCGGCAGGCAGCACUCCCCCGGACUACGCUCCAGGCGGGGCCUUCCGGACCUGCACCAGGUUCGGGGCGGCGCCGGAGCAACCGGCGCAGCGACCGGACCAGGCGGCCUCCCCAUCCGCCCCAGCCCCAGCGGCAAGCGUGACGCAGAGGGGAAUCUCCUCGCGACCACAACCCCCGGGCCCUGCGGAACCCACCUCCCGCGGGGAGCCUUGGCGCGGGGCGUUGGGGGAGGCGGAAGCGGAGGCGCGGGGCUGGGGGAAGGCGGGAUCCACCUGUCGCUCUCCCCGGAGGCGGUUUUGGCGGUGGAGCUGUCGAAAAUGGGCGUGUCGCCCGCAGUGAUUGUCGCUGCGACUGGCGCGGACCUGACUGGGCAAUUCAUGGGGGCAGGAUUGAUGGAUGGUGGCGCUCAGUGGGGGGGAAUGAACGCCAGCCUGACCGGAGGCCUUAUGGGGGCUGAGGGCAGCAAGAGGCACGCGGGUGCAGGAUCCAGGGGGGCCUACCGCGGGAUGGAUAGUCCCCCGAAGGGAAGUUCCAGAAGCGGCAGCGGAAUGAGCGGCCAGCAGCAGCAGCAGCAGCAGCAGCAGCAGCAGAACCAGAACUCUGGGUCUGGAUUCUCAGUGGAUGCUGAGGGGGAAGAAGCAGGCGAGGGUAAGAAUGACCACAGCAAUGACGGGCCCCUGGUAUUCAAAACCGGAGGAGGAGGAGGAGAGUGUGGGAGCCCCCGUGCAGGCAACGCUGCUGGUAACUGUAACACCAACCUCGGUUACUCCACCAAGCCCCGGAGUGUAGCUGAGAGGCUGCGGCGGGAGAAGAUCACCGUGCGGCUGCAAACGCUCAAGGAGGUGCUGCCUAAGAUGGACGCCAAGACGGACACGUCAGCGAUGCUGGAAGACGCGGUGGUGUACAUCCAGUCCCUGCAGGCGCGGUGUAAAGCGCUGGAGAGGCAGAACGGCGCGCUCACGCAGCAAUUGAAGGACUAUGGCGUGACUCCCGUAGUAAACCACCACUCGUUCAUGCUAUGAGUUGGAGCCAUGCGGCCGCCCUCAGUGCCAGUGACAGGCGCGGAACAGAGUAGCACCCACAGCACAGCACAGCACAGCACCCCCGGUGGUGUAACUAUGUUUUCCCAGCUCAGCCUGGGAAUAAAAGGACAUCGGGAAAUUUGUACAUUCAGGCAACUUUGUUCAAUAACUGCUGUCUCCUUGU